Molecule: messenger RNA, 5775 nt
Organism: Neoarius graeffei (lesser salmon catfish)
Lineage: Eukaryota; Metazoa; Chordata; Actinopteri; Siluriformes; Ariidae
Gene: hif1aa
Product: hypoxia inducible factor 1 subunit alpha a
Exons: 14
Coding region: 491-2287 (598 amino acids)
Biological process (GO): regulation of transcription by RNA polymerase II; cellular response to hypoxia
Molecular function (GO): DNA-binding transcription factor activity, RNA polymerase II-specific; RNA polymerase II transcription regulatory region sequence-specific DNA binding; protein dimerization activity
Source: RefSeq, a predicted model, not a curated record
GCCUCGUCGCAAGAGCAUGCAGAGGCCUUUAGGCGGUCAAGUGACGUCAGUAUCAGAGAGGGGCGUGUUUAUUCGCCGGUCGGUAAUUGAGGAGGCUGAGGGUCGGCGCGGUUCUCCGUGUGCUCUGCGGUAAACCGGAGGAAGGAGUUCUGGAGACCGGAUGUAGAUAUUUGCCUUUAAAUGUGAGAAACGCGCGGGAUGUUUGUGUCUGUUGCCUGGUGACGACUUCAAUAAAGAGGCUCUCGCGCGCUCCCGCGGCCCCGUGCGCGCUCCCGGCGGAGAGGAGAGGAGCGGAGCUGAGAGGAGCUGAGUGGCUCUGAGUGGCUCCAGGCAGCGGCGGGGUGUCGGAGCUGAAAGUUUAUCUUUCCCUCCGCGCCGCUUCCUGACGCCAGUUUCUGCUGCUGCUGCUUCUUUUUUCGCGUUUUUCUUCCGUCCGGCUCCUCACCGAGCUGCUCAGGAACCUGCGGGGAGCCGGUCAUUAACCCCCGGGAUGACUUCUGCAGACACAGCCGAAAAGAAAAGACAGAGCUGCGAGCGGAGGAAGGCGAGGUGUCGUGAUGCGGCACGAUGUAGGCGGGUGAAGGAGACUGAGGUGUUUAAUCAGCUGGCCAAUCAGCUUCCUCUCCAUCACAGCAUCACUGAGAGCCUCGAUAAAGCCUCGAUCAUCCGUCUCACGCUGAGCUACCUGCACCUGCGCUCGGCUCUCAACGCAGUGAUGAUGGGCGAGCAGUCCGAGUUGGACACUCAGUGGAGCGCUUCUUGUCUGAAGGCCCUCGACGGCUUCCUCAUGAUUCUGUCUCAGGAUGGAGACGUUGUUUAUGCAUCAGAAACCGUCAGCAAGUGUCUGGGAAUCCCUCAGAUCGAUCUGUCAGGACAGAGUGUGUUUGAUUUCACUCACCCAUGUGACCAUGAAGAGAUCAGAGAGAUGCUGGUCAACAGAACAGGUUCCUGUAAGAAAAUGAGGGAUGAGCAGAGUUGCUUGUUGCGGAUGAAGUGCACCCUGACCAAUAGGGGGCGCACUGUCAACCUCAGAUCUGCUACAUGGAAGGUUCUCCACUGUUCCGGUCACGUCCGUGUGGAGUGCACACAGAGCAGUGUGUGUGAAGAGGGCAGCACGCCAGCGUCAUACCUGGUGCUGAUCUGUGAGCCGAUCCCACAUCCAGCCAACAUCGAGGUUCUUCUAGAUUCCAGAACUUUCCUGAGCAAACAUGCGCUCAACAUGCGCUUCUCCUACUGCGAUGAACGGGUCACACACUUAUUGGGUUAUGAGCCUGAGGAUCUCCUUCAACGUUCUGUGUACGAUUUUUAUCACGCUCUGGACUCGGACAGUCUCACCAAGACACACCACACCUUGUUUGUGAAGGGCCAGGCCUGUACAGGUCAGUACCGGAUGCUGGUGAAGGGUGGAGGCUUUGUGUGGGUCAAGACUCAGGCCACCAUCAUUUACAGCAACAAAAAUUCUCAACCGCAGUGCGUCAUCUGCCUCAACUACGUCCUCAGCAGUGUUGAAGAACCCGAGCUCGUUCUCUCUCUCCAUCAGUCCGUGAUAAAGCAGGAAAAGGAGGAUGAGAGUGGGACAGAGAGAGAGACACGGAGCCAGGAAGCAGUGACUCGGAUAAACGAGGACAAGAAAGAGGAGAGGAGAGACGGAGAAACGGAGCUAGAGGCUGAGGCUGACGUCACACUGGACUUCCCUAACGCAGAAAGGUCAGUGCUCAAAGACGCUCCUCUCUACAAUGACGUCAUGCUGCCCUCCACCAGCAUCCUUUCACCUCUGUCGCUGCCCACUGAACCACCCUGUGCCACCCUGCCCCAGCUGGAGGACUUCCCCUUCCCAUCAUCCUCCCCUGCUCCAGUCUCGUCCACUCACAGCUCCACUCAGGAUGUAGAUGAUCUGGAGUUGGAGAUGUUGGCUCCAUAUAUCUCCAUGGAUAAUGAUCAUCAGCUCCACAUGGAUACACGCACGGAUGGUCCGGAGAAUCUUGAUUCCACCCAGAAAAACACCGGAACACACACACAGCACAGAGAACAGCUGGAUGAAGAUCUGUCUUCCGCAGGUCAGCCAAGCCAUAAGAGAAAAUUUGAAACUACUACUCUGUCUCAUGUCACAGGGCUGGUGGUAACAGACUCCCCUCCGGUCAAGAGGUCAAAGGUCACGGUGUCGGAGGCUCAUCCACCAGCCACCGUGCCAGAAACUCUGACCAUCCUGCUGCUCCCCUCAGACAUGUUAAACCAGAUAAUGGUAGGAGGAGCCAUCAUUAAGCCCCUCCCACACACCACUCAUUAGGAUGUGAAAAUACGCCCAUCAUCGCAUGUAAGAACCUGCUGCGCUGGGGGAAGAGCUUCAGCACGCACCGGCCUGAACUUGCAAAAGACUUUUAAUCUUUGUUCCAUCACUUUAGAGAAGUUUGUCUAAUUAUAAUUGAAAAAUGUCACAUUUACUUUCAUAUAUUUUAUUUGAAGGCAUUUUUGUUGAAACCAAAGUGCUCGUUAUCUACAGAAAGCGCACGACUCACUAAAUUUAACUAACUAUAUUUCAACAUCCAAUAAGAACCAUUCAUCUCCUCAUGCAUUAAAUUAUUUGAAAGUCAUUUUUAAAAAUCUCUACGUUUGUUCACUUGAAUUUGUGAAAUAUUUUAAUGUCGAGAUUUUCCGUAUGAUUAACACGCACGCUAAAUCUGUCUCUAACCUACCUCGAACUCCGCCUCUCACCAUGACCACCUUUAACUCGACAUGACCCGAUCAACUCGAGCCUCAACAGGUGGGCUGCAUAGAUAUGCAAGACAGUAAGUGGUCGUCAGCUGAGCUCACUGACAAAGCGUCACGAUCACCGGGGCGCCCUGCUGGUUGUUAAAAUGCCCUACGCUUGUGUUCUUUCGUUCUGCUUGAAUCAAACAAACCAUGAAACUGAUAAGUUCCUUGCGGGUUCCCUGUGAAGGGUGAAAGAGCAAAGGAUUUGAUCCAAAGACAACGAGAAAGGUGGCUCUUGAACCUUUCGCUGCGAUGGAAGGGGGCAGACGCUCGAGUUUGCAGUGAUCACUUCGUGAAAGGUUUGUAAAUUCCUCUGAUUUAUUUUCGCUUGGAGUCGCAAGUCACUUUUCUCGCCAUUUUCCGUUAUUUCGUGAUGUUUUGAAGUUCAGGAGACGCUUCAGUCCUCGGAUGUGUUUUUGAUCGCCAUGUUGUAAACUAGCGCAGAUGUUUUCACGUUAUUUAUCAGGAGGAUGUCCUCGCAAUCUUUACAGGGAUGAUGUAGGUUGAGCUCCGACACUGAACUAAAGAAAUAAGAUAAUUGAGGCGAUCCACGGAAACACACAAGCAGAGCUCACGAGUUAAUUAACGGCACAAAGCAGCUUCCCCGGCCGUGCAGUUAUAGUGAGCCGUGAUCACUUCUCCAUCCACCAAUCCACAGCUUUUUAAAGGGGUUUCUGUGGAUCGUUGUGAAUGAUUUAGCUGGAAGAGAUGAUCAGGGAGGAUUGGGAAUCAAGCAGCUGGGGUUGGUUUAUGCUUGAUACCAAAACCUUUAGCGUCCUAGCAAGCAUUCCUCCUUACCCCAGCAAAACCGAUACAGGAUUUAUCUCGUAGUGUCCUGAUCCCCAGAUCUUUAACCCAGACACAUGUAUGAAGUUGUUCUCUUCCAGGCAUAGGUCGCGUUAACCGACAAUUGUCCGUCAUUGACGGAUUUUUUUUUAGCUAUGACGGAAAAAUCUGAAGGCCGUCGGUCAUUUUGACGGAUGUUUACCGUUACCAUUACCAAUCACAAUAAUAGCCUAAUAAUAAAACAUAAUGAAACACACAAUUGAAAUGGUUGGCAAGUUGUGGCAGAGUUUUCUUACAUACAGUAUACAUAGUCUUCACUGCCGUCGCUUUCAGUCUGAGCCGACGUUGCGGCAGUCUUGAUGUUCAGUGCAUCGGCUGCUCAUGUAUAGAGUGCUUCGAGAUCAGCACGAACCCGGCGGCGGCCAUAUUGGAAGUCAAACGUCGCUGUGUCAGUGCAUUGUUGUUGCUCAGCGAAGCGAAAUGCCGAAUACAUGUGUCAUUGUUGGCUGUAGUUGCCGGGGGGAAAGGGUGGCAAAAGCUUCCACAGACUCCCUAAAGUCGUGACUCACCAGGGAAUUGCAGCACAGGAGAAAAGCGAGCGGAGGAGACGACAGUGGCUGGCUGCCAUUAACCCAUCAAAUUUAGGACUAGACUGUAUCCGGAUUUGUUCUGAUCACUUUGUGACAGGUAGGUUAAAUCGUCUUGAAUUUCAUAGUUACUAAAAUAAAUGUGAUGCAAACUAUUAUCUUUUCUCUGUACUUUCAGCAAUGAUUAAUGGAUAUAUUUGUCACAUUAGGUAGCUUAUGUCUACUGCAGUGCAUUGUUGCAUCAAAUGGCAUUUAAGAUCCAGGCCUAGUAAUGUUUAUGUACACAUGCUGUUAGUACAAGUUACAUACUAGGCCUACAUUUUAUUCACUGACUAAAAUAAUUGAUAAUUAUGCGGCAACACGCUGGGGUCAGCUUUCCAUUCCUUCUCACUAACAGUGUAUGGAUCGACAUUCCCAAUGAAACGUACCUUCUCAGCAUAACGCUCCCGUGCCUGCUUAUCCAAACUAUCACAGUAGUGCUCCAUCACUUCAGAUGUCUAAAUUCUUAAAAAAUCAAAGCUUCUAAGCCCUCUAACGCGGAAACGAAUCGGUGAAUGUGUACUCUAUGAUGUGUACUCUAUGCGCGCUCUGAAGCGAGUGACUUCCAAGAUGGCCGCGCCGACCGCAUGGUUACUAUUUUUAGCAUCAUCUUGGAGCCCUCUAUACACUGCAGCCACUGCGCAAGGCUGUUCCCCCCAUCACGCUCCUGACCGCGCUCUGACUUUUCUACCACUAGCACAGUGAGAUGGAUUAAUGUUUCCCUUCUCUGCAGAAGACACGUCAUUUUUGCUAUUAAAAAAAAAAGAGAUGCAUUGGGUUGUGUGUGUCGUUUCCCUGCCUGUACAAUAGCGCUCGUUUAGGCUAGCUGUUUUCUUGUUUUUAAAAUGAAACAAAUGCCGAUUUAUUGUAUUCUUCCCCUGCAAGCUUAGGAACAUCACUGCUCGAAUACCUGCUAAACUAUCAUUUUAAUGAGCGCACGGGUAGACAAACUUACAUUUAAACAUAACUUCGUUUUAUUUAAGACCUUCCGUGUCAGGUUCCAGGCUCCGCGGGGUGCAGCUGCACCACUGGUGCAGAAAGACGGCAUGCUGCAGGAUUUCCUCCCUAUGAAGAGAGGACUAGCAGGGUCGGGAAAUCCAACUUUCAGAGGCUCUUGCCGGCUUCUGAUCACUUCCCUGGGAGAAAUGUUUCCCGACUUCAGAACUUUGGCUGAAGUGGCGCUGGUUAUUCCAGUCUCCAGUGUCGCAGCAGAGCGCGGGUUCAGCCUUCAGAAUAAAAUUAAAACGUCAAUGAGAAGUCGUCUGUCCGAGGCAAAGACGCAAAAUGUAAUGACCAUUGCCUCGGCAGCAGUCUCCGUUGACGACUCUGAUUAUGCACAAGCGAGCUGCCAAUUUAAAUCCAUGCGGGCCAGAAGGAAGGUUUGAGCUCACGCAAACAGGUCAGAUUAGAUUGUCACUUAAAUCGUUGUAGUGGACUGUUCAUAUUUUAACUGCAGUUGUCUUCCUACGCUGUAAAAUAACAUUGUUCAUAUGCCCGUUAAGGCACAACAGCCGCAAUGUUUUUAGCGGAGGGAAAAUGGGUUCACAAGUGACCGAACGUCAGAAUCUCUGUUCAUCUUUUUGCAUCAUAAAUAAAUGAUUAAAUAAUACAA